GCGGUCACACUGAUCUCCAGCUGUACAGCGUUUGCAUAGUUUAUUUUGUUUUUGUAAACUAUGCAAACCGAGAAAUUACAAGCAUACAAUACAACAGCUGUCAAUGGUAGGAGGCAGUAGCAGCUACACAAAACAAAAGAAAUCAGAAACUUGAGUCCACCAACGGAGGGAGUGACAUCUAUAUGAAAUCUGGUACCACCACAUCACAACGUGUAAAUUCCUCAAUUCGAUUUCGCGAAAAAAUUAUUAUUUUGCCAGCCUGGCGGUUAGUCCACGACGACAGCAAUGAAUCUGAAAAGGGCUCAACCAAUACGACAACAGCCGCUACACAGGGCUUCCAUACCCACCGCCACCGAUUAAAAAGCAAAGCGAAACGCGUGACGAUCGUCAGUUUAAUGCCAAUGCCACAGUAGACAAGGAGUGCAGUGAACGCCCACCCACCAAACCCCCCAAAGAUGCGAUCGCGGAAAGUGCUGCUUAUAGUUGGUUUUCUAAUUACGUGGACCUACGCCACCUACUACCUACUGCUUCGCAAUACCGGAAUCAAUUUGAGCAGGACUCAAGCGCAUCAGAUGUACCGUCUGAACGUCGAGGCGAGAGAUGCGAAUCAGAAAAGUCACGAAAUGGCCAAGUAUCUCUUCCAGUUGGUCAAAUCCAAGUAUGACCAAGCACAGACUGUAUCGACGCCCCAGAUAAGCAUAGUGGCGGCAGAGAUCUCCGGGGAGUUGCAGGAUCAACGAGUGGCAAAGCAAACCCCGGCGCCGAUUCCAACGAGAACAUAUAUGGGCGAUGGACUGCCUGUCUUUCCCGUUCUGGUAUUUGCCUGCAAUCGGGUGUCCGUAAAGAAGUGCAUCGAUAAUCUGAUUCAAUAUCGUCCCAGCAUGGAACAAUUUCCCAUUAUUGUGUCACAGGAUUGUGGCGAUGAGGAUACCAAGGAGGUUAUCCUUUCCUUCGGCAAUCAAGUAACCCUCAUUGAGCAGCCGGACCAGAGCGACAUCAAAGUUCUCCCCAAGGAGAAAAAGUUCAAGGGCUACUACAAGAUAGCCCGACACUAUGGCUGGGCUCUGAAUACAACAUUUAAAGUUGGUUUCGAUUUCGCCAUCAUUGUGGAGGAUGACUUGAACGUGGCGCCAGAUUUCUUUGAAUAUUUUCUGGGCACACACCAACUGCUCAAACAGGACCCUAGUCUGUGGUGCGUCUCCGCUUGGAAUGAUAAUGGCAAGGCUGCUGUUGUGGACGUUUCGAAGACAGAGUUACUAUAUCGCACCGAUUUCUUCCCCGGUCUCGGCUGGAUGCUCACCAAAGAGCUGUGGAGCGAGCUCUCAGUUAAAUGGCCCAAAUCCUUCUGGGAUGAUUGGAUACGCCAUCCGGCCCAGCGAAAAAACCGCGUAUGCAUCAGACCGGAGAUAUCUAGAACUCGUACUUUCGGAAAAAUAGGCGUAUCAAAUGGGUUGUUCUUUGAUAAGUACCUAAAACACAUUAAGCUCAGCGAGGACUUUGUGCAGUUCACAAAAAUCAAUAUGAGCCACUUGCUAAAGGAUAAUUAUGAUAAGUCCUUUGUGCAGAGUGUCUAUACGUAUCCCAUUGUCACGUACGACGAACUGCGUCGCAACUUGAUAGCCGCCGAGGGACCAGUCCGCAUCCAAUACACCACACGGGAGCAAUAUAAGCGGAUAACUAAGAUGCUGGGGCUCAUGGAUGACUUUAAGAGCGGGGUGCCACGCACUGCCUAUCACGGCAUCGUCUCCUUUUACUACAACAAGCGACGCGUGCAUCUGGCACCCAAUGCCAACUGGAAGGGCUAUGAUCUCUCGUGGAGCUAACGACGCUAAGAACCAACCAACACCAACCGAACCAUCACCUACACACACACACACACACACACACACAGCUACGUGUGC
Drosophila obscura is the source of this 1901-nucleotide messenger RNA. Its product is annotated as alpha-1,3-mannosyl-glycoprotein 2-beta-N-acetylglucosaminyltransferase. Gene Ontology annotation, molecular function: alpha-1,3-mannosylglycoprotein 2-beta-N-acetylglucosaminyltransferase activity. Gene Ontology annotation, cellular component: Golgi apparatus. The transcript is spliced from 7 exons. Gene Ontology annotation, biological process: protein N-linked glycosylation. The coding region runs from base 456 to 1823 and encodes 455 amino acids. NCBI's taxonomy places the organism in Eukaryota, Metazoa, Arthropoda, Insecta, Diptera, Drosophilidae. The record is from RefSeq and is a predicted model, not a curated record.